AUGAACGCGGCAGUGGUGCGGCGGACACAGGAGGCUCUGGGCAAGGUGAUCCGGAGGCCGCCGCUCACCGAGAAGUUGCUCAACAAGCCACCGUUCCGCUACCUGCACGACAUCAUCACCGAGGUGAUUAGGAUAACUGGCUUCAUGAAGGGCCUCUAUACAGAUGCUGAGAUGAAGUCAGAAAACGUCAAGGAUAAAGAUGCAAAAAUUAGCUUCUUACAGAAGGCCAUAGAUGUGGUCAUGAUGGUGUCAGGAGAACCCUUGGCAGCCAAACCAGCCAGAAUUGUGGCCGGCCACGAACCUGAGAGAACCAAUGAGCUGCUUCAGCUGAUUGGCAAGUGCUGCCUCAACAAGCUCUCCAGUGAUGAGGCAGUGAAGAGAGUCUUAGCUGGGGAGAAGGGGGACUCGAGAGGGCGGCCCCAGAGGACGUCGAAAGCACAAGAGCACGACAACAAGAAUGUGAAGGAGGAAGAGUCCAGAGCACACAAAGAGGAUAAACGAAGCUCUGAGGUCAAGGAGAGAAGCGGAAGUGCAGAGCACAAACAGAAGGAGGACCUGAAGGAGGACAGCAGGCCUCGGGAGAAGGAGAGGGACAAGGAGAAGACAAAGGAGGCUGAUAGAGACCGACACAGAGACCCCGACAGGGACAGAAACAGAGAUGGCGAGCGGGAGAAAGCCAGAGCACGGGCCAAGCAGGACAGGGACAGAAGCAACAAAGACCGGGACAGAGAGGCAGAAAGGGACAGGGAGAGGGACAAGAGGAGCGAGGGCGGGAAAGAAAAAGAGAGGGUGAAGGACCGAGACCGAGAUCGUGACAAGGGAAAAGACCGGGAACGGCGGAAAUCAAAGAAUGGAGAACAUACCCGGGAUCCUGACAGGGAGAAAAGCAGAGAUGCAGACAAGCCAGAGAAAAAGGCUGACAUUUCUGUGGGAGCAUCCAGGUCCUCGAUGUUAAAAGCAUCAAAACGUCGAUCCAAGAAUUCACUGGAAGAUGAUACCUCAGCUAGUCUGUGGCGGGAGAGCGCUGAGCCAGAGCCAGCAGUAAAGCAGAAAGGUGAUUCCCCCAGUGACGCAGAAGGAGAAGCUGGGCCUGCUGGCCAAGAUAAGCCGGAGGUAACGGAGAAUGCAGAAGUCCCCAGUGAGCUUCCCUCCGGCCUCAGAAGAAUACCUCGGCCUGGGAGUGCACGGCCAGCACCUCCCAGGGUCAAACGACAAGAGAGCACAGAGACACUGGCGGGAGACAGGUCAGGAAGUGGUAAAACUGUCUCCACAGUGAUCAUCGACUCCCAGAACUCUGACAAUGAGGAUGACGAGCAGUUUGUGGUGGAAGCUGCCCCUCAGCUGUCAGAAAUCGCAGAAAUUGAAAUGGUGCCGUCAGGAGACCUGGAGGAUGAGGAGAAGCAUGGUGGGCUUGUGAAAAAGAUCUUGGAGACAAAGAAGGAUUAUGAGAAAUUGCAGCAGUCUUCCAAGCCUGGUGAGAAGGAGAGAUCACUGAUCUUUGAGUCAGCAUGGAAGAAGGAGAAGGACAUCGUUUCCAAGGAGAUAGAGAAACUCCGCGUGUCCAUCCAGACCCUGUGUAAGAGUGCACUUCCCCUGGGAAAGAUCAUGGACUACAUCCAGGAGGAUGUCGAUGCCAUGCAGAAUGAGCUGCAGCUGUGGCACAGUGAGAACAGGCAGCAUGCUGAAGCCCUGAGCAAGGAGCAGAGCAUCACAGACAGUGCGGUGGAGCCCCUGAAGGCUGAGCUGUCUGAGCUAGAGCAACAGAUCAGAGACCAGCAGGACAAGAUCUGUGCAGUGAAGGCCAACAUCCUGAAGAAUGAGGAGAAGAUCCAGAAAAUGGUGCAUAGUAUCAACCUGUCAUCACGAAGGUGAAUGGCCAGCCCUGCAGAGAUGGAGCCACCUUCCUCAUGAUGGACAAGGGGCAGGAACCGCUCCACUAAGCCCCAGACUGCUGAGAAAAUGGCCUGCUGUGCCCUGACCCAGUCAGGUCAGAGCUUUUGGUUUAGGCACUAAACUUAUUAAAAGGCUGCGGUACUCACUACUUAUAAA
Molecule: messenger RNA, 2049 nt
Organism: Grammomys surdaster
Lineage: Eukaryota; Metazoa; Chordata; Mammalia; Rodentia; Muridae
Gene: Ift54
Product: TRAF3 interacting protein 1
Exons: 15
Coding region: 1-1872 (623 amino acids)
Biological process (GO): regulation of microtubule cytoskeleton organization; intraciliary transport; cilium assembly
Cellular component (GO): centrosome; intraciliary transport particle B; axoneme
Molecular function (GO): microtubule binding
Source: RefSeq, a predicted model, not a curated record